CCGGCCCGAGAAUCCAGGAGAUUUCAGGUGGGCUGGGACUGCAAAGCCAGGGGCUGAGCUGUAGCCCGAAGCGGGGGAGUCGGAGAGGGAAGCCUCGGGUCCGGACCGGCGCAGGCCGCCCUCUCUUGUUCCUUCCCGCCUCUGUGCCGGCCGCCAUGUGGGCCGCCUUGAGGCUAGUAGCCUUACGGCCGUGCGCCCGCGCCGCUGCGCCCGCGCCGCGCGCCUAUCAUGGGGACUCCGUGGCCACGCUGGGCACCCAGCCGGACUCGAGCUCUGCCAUCUACCAGGAAAACUAUGAACAGAUGAAAGCACUAGUAAGUCAGCUCCAUGAACGAGCACAGAACAUCAGACUAGGAGGUGGUGAGAAAGCCAGAGCACGUCACAUAUCAAGAGGAAAACUGUUACCUAGAGAAAGAGUCGACAAUCUUAUAGACUCAGGGUCUCCAUUCCUGGAAUUAUCCCAGUUUGCAGGUUACCAGUUGUAUGGUGAUGAGGAGGUCCCUGCAGGUGGCAUUAUUACAGGCAUUGGGAGAGUGUCAGGGGUAGAAUGCAUGAUUGUUGCCAAUGAUGCCACUGUCAAAGGGGGUACCUACUACCCAGUGACUGUGAAGAAGCACUUACGGGCGCAAGAAAUUGCGAUGCAAAACAGGCUCCCCUGCAUUUACUUGGUUGACUCAGGAGGGGCAAACUUACCUCGACAAGCAGAAGUAUUUCCAGAUCGAGAUCACUUUGGCCGCAUAUUCUAUAAUCAGGCAAUUAUGUCUUCUAAAAAUAUUAUACAGAUAGCAGUGGUCAUGGGCUCCUGUACGGCAGGAGGAGCUUAUGUGCCUGCGAUGGCUGAUGAAAACAUCAUCGUUCGCAAGCAGGGUACCAUUUUCUUGGGAGGACCUCCCUUGGUUAAAGCAGCCACUGGAGAAGAGGUGUCAGCUGAGGAUCUUGGAGGUGCUGAUCUUCACUGCAGAAAGUCUGGAGUAACUGACUACUAUGCUUUGGACGAUCAUCAUGCCCUUCACUUAGCUAGGAAGGUUGUGAGGAAUCUAAAUUACCAGAAGAAAAUGGAUGUUACCACUGAACCUCCUGAAGAUCCUUUAUUUCCUGCUGAUGAAUUGUAUGGAAUAGUUGGUGCCAACCUUAAGAGGAACUUUGAUGUCCGAGAGGUCAUUGCUAGAAUCGUGGAUGGAAGCAGAUUCAGUGAAUUCAAAGCCUUAUAUGGAGACACAUUAGUUACAGGAUUUGCUAGGAUAUUUGGAUACCCAGUAGGUAUCAUUGGAAACAAUGGAGUUCUCUUUUCUGAAUCUGCAAAAAAGGGGGCUCAUUUUAUCCAGUUAUGCUGCCAAAGGAAUAUCCCUCUGCUGUUUCUUCAGAACAUUACUGGGUUUAUGGUUGGUAGAGACUAUGAAGCUGAAGGAAUUGCCAAGGAUGGUGCCAAGAUGGUGACUGCCGUAGCCUGUGCCAACGUGCCGAAGAUAACUGUUGUCAUGGGGGGAUCUUAUGGGGCUGGAAACUAUGGAAUGUGUGGCAGAGCGUAUAGCCCGAGGUUUCUCUACCUGUGGCCAAAUGCUCGCAUCUCAGUGAUGGGAGGCGAGCAGGCAGCUAAUGUGCUGGUGACAGUAGCAAAGGACCAGAGAGCGCGGGAAGGGAAACAGUUCUCCAGUGCUGAUGAAGCAGCUUUGAAAGAGCCCAUCAUUAAGAGAUUUGAAGAGGAAGGAAGCCCUUACUAUUCCAGUGCAAGGCUGUGGGAUGAUGGGAUUAUUGAUCCAGUGGACACCAGGCUGGUCCUAGGUCUCAGUCUUAGCGCAGCUCUCAACGCACCUAUCCAGAAGACUAACUUCGGCAUCUUUAGGAUGUAACUGGAAUAUAAAGUGUUGGACAUGUACCGAAAAUUAAUGUAUUAGUAGCCUUAACAUUUUAGACUUUUUCAAUAUGGGGCUAUUACAGUAAAAUUGUUUUCUUAACACAGCUCAUUGUACUUUUCUACCUUUGAAAAAAGAUCACUGAAGAUAUUUAUUUGAUGAAACUCAAUUCCUUGUCAAUUCUCUUAGAGAAACUUUGCUAUGGCUCAGCUUUACCACCCCUAAAAGGAAGAGAAUAACUUAGAGUUAUUCUUUCUAAGCCAUAAGUACUGUGAAAAGUUCUGUAAUCUGUAAAUUGCAGGUAUUGUUGAGAUUUUUAACAUAAAAUUGUAUUUUCACUGAUCUGAUUAUUUUGCAGAUUAUGCAGGGUGAUACUUUAAUGUACUUUUAAAAAAAAGCAUCUAUUACUUUUCCCUCUACCCUUCAUCUUCCUCCUCUCCAUAGUCAUCAGACUUCUCAUCUGCACUCUCUGGGCUCUGUUUCCUCACCCUCUUGUUUUCUGGCUUCUACUGCAACAGCCCUCUCCAAGGUCACUACUGACCUCCAUGUUCCUGAAACCAGUGGGUCCUUUUCCAGUUUUGCUUGAUUUAAUUCUCUGGGGCAUUCUAGUCAGUCAGACACUUCUUCCUAGAAAUUCUGUCCUUAGCUUCCACGCUGUAACACUCGGUUUUCCACGUGCCUCCGUGGCCAUUUUCGUUCAGUUUCCUUUGCAGGCCCCACUUCCUCUGCUCAUUCCUCCUUCCCUUCACUGUUUUUCUUGAUUUCUCAUUACUAAUAUGUGAAUACCUUCUUAUUCUAAAAAUACAAAUAGCACAAAAGUAUCUCAUUAAUUAUUCUUAUUAAAAGAAUAAUUGUAAAAUAUACAUAACAAAAUUUACGCAUUUUAACCAUUUUCGCGUAUGCAGUUCUGUGACACUAAGUACAUUCAUAUCGUGUGCAAAAUGAUCACCAAAAUAAGUCUAGUUUACCAUCUAUCAUCAUACACAGUUACAAAAUUUUUUUUUUUUCUUGUGAUGAGGACGUUUAAGAUUUACUCACUUAGACAUCCCCAGGACUUACUUAUUUUAUAGCUGGAAGUUUGUAUCUUUUGAUCCCCUGCACUCAUUUUGUCCACCCCUACCCCUCUCCUUUCUGGCAAACACCAAUCUGUUUUGUAUCUUUAAGCUUGGUUUUUUAUUUUGCUUUGUUUGUUUUGUUUUUUAGAUUCCACAUGUAAGUGAGAUCUUACGGGGUUUGUCUUUCUCUGCCUGACUUACUUCACUUAGUGUAGUGACUCAGGGUCCAUCCAUGUUGUUGAAAAUGGCAAGAUUUCAUUCUUUUUUUAUGGCUGGAUUUCAUUCCUCUUCAUUCUUAAAUGUGUGUGUUUUCCAUAGCUCAAUCUACUCUGCCUGGGCCAUUUCAGCCCUUCUUAUGGCUUUAGUUGCCAUCUAAAUGGGGAUGAUUCCUGUGCUGACAGUUCCUUACACACUUCUCCCCUGAGCUCCAGGCCUGUGUAUCUAACAGGUCUAAGGAACCUCAAUCAUCAGGUUCUAUUGAUUUUGCCUCCUAAUUGUCUUUUGAAUUCCCUCACUAUUUUUAUCUUUUAUGAAAGCCUUAGGAGGGGUCUGUCUGCAUCCAUCCAGUCUUACCUAGUCCCAUCUCUCCAUCACUCUGGAAUUAGAAUGGCCAUUCUAAGGUGCGCGUCUGUCAUGCUGCUUCCUUACUUACAUCUUUCACUGGUUCCGCAGAAGUGCCAAACCCCUAAUGCCCUCCACGGAUCCUGAUCAUCACCUCUUCAGUCUCACCUCCCUGACUCCUCUCUUCACACUGGGUGCUCCACCUAUUCUAGACUUCUUCCAAUUCCUUAAACCUACAAAGUCCUUACCCCUUAGAGUCUACAAGGUUCCCUGUGCCUGAACUGUUCUCUUCCCCCUUCUGCUUAAACACUUAUCUUUUUGUCUGUGUGAUUUCCCUGGGCUGGGUUAGGCACCGAUUCUGUGCUCUUGUAGGGCACCAUGUUCUUCCUCUGUCACUGCUCAGAUAUUUGUUGAAUGAAUGAAAAGUCCAUAUUUUAAUUGCAUCUUCAGGCCACGUCAUUUUAAAAUGAAGUGAUUGAUUAUAUGUUCUAAUAGAAUUGUCAGAUGCUUUCCUAAUAAAAUUAAUAUUUCAAACA
Hippopotamus amphibius kiboko is the source of this 4005-nucleotide messenger RNA. RefSeq names its product methylcrotonyl-CoA carboxylase subunit 2 (gene MCCC2). Gene Ontology annotation, cellular component: methylcrotonoyl-CoA carboxylase complex; mitochondrion. The coding region runs from base 156 to 1850 and encodes 564 amino acids. The transcript is spliced from 17 exons. The record is from RefSeq and is a predicted model, not a curated record. Gene Ontology annotation, biological process: L-leucine catabolic process. NCBI's taxonomy places the organism in Eukaryota, Metazoa, Chordata, Mammalia, Artiodactyla, Hippopotamidae. Gene Ontology annotation, molecular function: methylcrotonoyl-CoA carboxylase activity.